Molecule: messenger RNA, 3008 nt
Organism: Anoplophora glabripennis (Asian longhorned beetle)
Lineage: Eukaryota; Metazoa; Arthropoda; Insecta; Coleoptera; Cerambycidae
Gene: SdhA
Product: succinate dehydrogenase [ubiquinone] flavoprotein subunit, mitochondrial
Exons: 7
Coding region: 203-2188 (661 amino acids)
Biological process (GO): tricarboxylic acid cycle; mitochondrial electron transport, succinate to ubiquinone
Molecular function (GO): electron transfer activity; succinate dehydrogenase (quinone) activity; flavin adenine dinucleotide binding
Source: RefSeq, a predicted model, not a curated record
UUUAUUUUCAUGUUAUUUCAACCGUAAAACGAUAUUUUGAAUUUCUCAGACUUUGGCGCGAAAAUUCAAACAAGUCACUUUUGUUUUUCUCACGUGUGAGCUGGGAUUGGUUCAAAUUUAGUUGAAAUUCUACCUUCACCGCAUCUGGAAAAGCGCACGGCGCUCAACAGUAUUUCGUAUAAAUAUUUGUAAAAUUGUGAACAUGAGUAGUAUUUUAAAAUUGCAGUCGGUCCUAGCGAAAAAUUUAAUUAAUAAUGUAGUCAAGGUUAAUACCGUACCUCAGUCGCUAACGCGAGCCCUGCACAUUCAAGUGGAUAGAAAGAAUGCUAAAGUGUCCGAUAGUGCCUCUAAAGUCUACCCGAUAAUCGACCACACGUACGAUGCAGUUGUCGUGGGGGCAGGGGGCGCAGGAUUGCGUGCAGCCUUCGGCUUGGUGCAGGAAGGUUUCAAGACUGCGGUUAUCACGAAACUUUUCCCCACGAGAUCACACACGGUGGCUGCUCAGGGGGGCAUCAAUGCAGCUCUAGGUAAUAUGGAAGACGACAAGUGGCAGUGGCACAUGUACGACACGGUGAAGGGCUCCGAUUGGCUAGGAGACCAAGACGCCAUCCACUACAUGACCCGCGAGGCCCCGAAAGCCGUCAUCGAGCUCGAAAACGCCGGCAUGCCCUUCUCCCGUACCCAGGAAGGAAAGAUCUACCAGAGGGCCUUCGGAGGCCAGUCUCUGAAAUUCGGCAAGGGGGGCCAGGCGCACAGAUGCUGCUGCGUGGCCGACAGGACGGGGCACAGUCUGUUGCACACGCUCUACGGGCAGAGCUUGCGGUACGACUGUAACUACUUCGUGGAAUAUUUCGCUUUGGAUUUGAUUAUGGAAGGCGGCGAGUGCCGGGGUGUCAUCGCUCUGUGUUUGGAGGAUGGGACCAUUCACAGGUUCCGGGCUAAAAAUACGGUCUUGGCUACAGGGGGAUACGGCCGCGCCUUCUUCUCCUGUACGUCAGCCCACACGUGUACGGGUGACGGAACCGCCAUGGUCGCCAGGGCCGGAUUGCCCUGUCAGGACCUGGAAUUUAUCCAGUUCCACCCAACGGGUAUCUACGGCGCCGGCUGUUUGAUCACCGAGGGGUGUCGCGGUGAAGGUGGCUACCUCAUUAACUCACAGGGUGAACGUUUCAUGGAGAGAUACGCUCCUGUUGCCAAGGAUUUGGCAUCUAGGGAUGUCGUUUCUAGGAGCAUGACCAUCGAAAUUCGGGAAGGCCGUGGUUGCGGUCCGGAAAAGGACCACGUGUACCUUCAACUGCACCACUUACCCGCCGAACAGCUCCACACUAGGUUACCGGGCAUAUCCGAGACCGCGAUGAUCUUUGCUGGUGUCGACGUCACUAGAGAACCGAUUCCUGUAUUACCGACUGUUCAUUACAAUAUGGGAGGCAUCCCCACUAACUAUAAGGGGCAGGUAUUGACCACCGUGAACGAUGAGGAUACCGUCGUUCCCGGACUGUACGCUUGCGGCGAAGCAGCGUCCUCUUCUGUACAUGGAGCGAAUCGUCUGGGCGCCAACUCUCUCUUGGAUUUGGUUGUUUUCGGGAGAGCGUGUGCGAAGACCAUCGCCCAGGAGAAUAAGCCGGGAGAGUCUGUCGGCAGCAUUAAAGAAAACGCCGGUGAGGCGUCGGUGGCGAACCUAGACUGGUGCCGGUACGCCAACGGGUCCAUCUCCACCGCCGACCUGAGACUGCGGAUGCAGAAGACCAUGCAGGCCCACGCCGCCGUGUUCAGGACUGAGGAGGUCCUCCAAGAGGGCGUGAAGAAGAUGAGCGACCUCUACGGCAAACUGACCGACUUGAAGGUCUCCGAUCACAGCCUCAUAUGGAACUCCGACCUGGUCGAGACGUUCGAGCUGCAAAACCUUAUGUUGAACGCCUGCAUGAGUAUCGUGGGGGCCGAGAAUCGAAAGGAAUCGAGAGGGGCGCACGCGAGGGAGGACUACAAGGUGCGCAUCGACGAGUACGACUUCAGCAAACCGUUAGAGGGGCAGCAAAAGAAACCCUUGAAGGACCACUGGAGGAAGCACACACUGAGCACGAUCGACGAGCAAACCGGACAAGUUAGUAUUAGAUACAGACCUGUGAUCGACGUCACCCUAGACGAGAAAGAGUGUUCGACUGUCCCGCCAGCCAUCCGGUCCUACUAGGCCCACGGAAGGUUCGACGGUGGGUUUGAAAAUACUUUUUCGGUGAUAUCGCAUAGUAUUUUUUUUUUUCGUUUUUUUUUUCAGUGCCAUAUAGGUACUUACAAACGUGUUAUUAAUCCUUUUGAAGCUAAUUUAAUCGAUAAGUAUCGUAAACGUAUUCGUUGUCUUGGAAUGUAUAUAAGUUUUUAAGUUUGUACGUUGAAACGGGAAGGGUUUUAGCCAAACUAAAUGCUCUCUGCAACAACGAUCGAGCGUUUUUAGUCUGGAAAUUGGGGAAUAUGUAUUUUUAUUCGCCUUUGUCGAGGAUCUAGGAAAAGUGUAGAUCAAGGUACUUAACUUGAAUUGUCGUCGAUGGUAUUUAGUGUUAAGGAGCGAAUUUUUUAAAGCAUAAUGAUAAUCUACAGUCGAAGCACAAGAAUAAAAGACAAAAACACCAAAAUGUGAUUAUAAUUGCAUUUGAACCUGUUUAAAAAAUCUUAUUUUUUCUCUUUCAUGUCUCUUCAACACCUAACGUUAACAAAUUUUGUUAAUAAGGAUUAAUAAUACUCGAAAGCAAACGCUUUUUUUGGCUUCCUGUUUUUAAGUCCACAAUAAUUUGUAAAUAAGACGAUUGUAUUUUCAAACCUUUUUUAGCGUGAAUUUCUUUUUUUUUUCAAAAGUAUUGCACAGCAGUAGAGUAGGAGUAACUUAUUCGUUUCUAUCGUAAGAACUAUAGGAUUACUACUAUAAUUUAUUUUCACAUUUUACGCAUAAGGUCUUGUCGAAUGUACAUUGAUCGAGUCAAAAAUUAUAUAUUAAAUUAUUUUAAAGAAUACAAAAA